AUGUUACACGGCCUACUUGUCGAGAUACAGUGGCACUGUGGUUACCUCAACAGGCACCGUGACUUCGACGGUCACGAGCACCGAAACCGAGAGAUUCCAGACCAGCCGUCAUGGACAGGUAGCACUAAAACCGUGACCAGCCCAACCCCGACAUUCACCAUCCCCACCACUCUAGGGGCAACCAGCACCACCUCGACCUUCGCCUUGACCAGCACGGUCCAAGCAUUUAUGUUGUAUGCGGCAUGUCUGAGUCCCAAUGUGGCGGGCACGGUGUACGGCGAUGGCAUUUCCGGCGUGAUCUCUGACCCUGGCUCUGGGAUCGUUAACUUUGCUGGGGUCACAACAGACACCGCCGAAGACAACUGCUGCAUGUCGUGCAUCACCCACCCAAACUGUGCCAUCGGCAGCUUCUUCGCCCCACAUCCGGCCUGCGAUGAGUACCAAUUAAUCGUCGCCAGUGACGGUACCGCCUGCAUCACCCCGGGCCAGUAUGACUUCCCGGCUUUGGUAAAUGGUGACGGACCUGAUAGUGACGGCUUCGACGGCAAUUGUGCUGAGGUUGGCGGUGUCGAUUAG
Cladophialophora psammophila CBS 110553 is the source of this 576-nucleotide messenger RNA. RefSeq lists its product as uncharacterized. Bases 1 to 576 code for a protein of 191 amino acids. Lineage: Eukaryota; Fungi; Ascomycota; Eurotiomycetes; Chaetothyriales; Herpotrichiellaceae. The transcript has a single exon. The record is from RefSeq and is a predicted model, not a curated record.